This is a messenger RNA of Rotaria sordida, 1746 nucleotides long. The record is from the annotation of a GenBank genome assembly. NCBI's taxonomy places the organism in Eukaryota, Metazoa, Rotifera, Eurotatoria, Philodinida, Philodinidae.
AUGAUACGAACAAAAUUGAUCAGUCUUUCUCGGAUUUGGUAUACAAUAAUUGUUGUAAUAAUUCAUUUAAUUCUUGUCUAUUUUGGUAUAAAACAAUGUUAUUUUAAUGAUAGUUUACCAUGGCCAAAAUCUUCUUUAUCAUCACCAAAAUUUGAAUUAUUAAUAGAAAAAAUUUGUCUUUUAACAUCACUUGUUCUUCUUUUUAUUUUUAUUUAUCCAGCUUUAUUUCAAAUUGGAAAUUUAUCAAAUGAUAAUAAACAAUUAACAAUUAAUGAUUUAAAUGAAAAUCAUACAAAAAUAUCUAAAAAAUCAUUAUGUACUAGUUUUUGGAAUCAUUCUUUUUCAUUAAGUAGUACUUUACAUUUAACAAUGAGUUUUCUUAUUAUUAUAUCACCUUUAUUAAUUGAUGCUAAACAAAUUAUGGUAGGAUUAAAAGAUUCAGCAUUAUUAUUACGUACUGAUUUUGAUUUAUUAUUUGAUUGGUCUUCUUCAUCAUUAUCAUCUUCUACUUUAAUUUCAACUACUAAACAUUUAACAAUAUCAAAUAUAACUUCUUCAGUUCUAUCAUUUUCAAUUGAUUCUUAUUCACGUUUAAGUCUUCUCAAUUUUUUAUUUGCUUCAUUUAUUUGUAUUCUACGUGAACCACAUGUAUUUUGGUCAAUAUCAAAAAUAUUUUCAAUAAUUUAUUCAUUUGCUCUUGCACUUAAUGUUUUACAAUGGUGUUUAAUGUAUAGUGCAUUUCAACUAUUAUUAAAAAAUAUUUGUUUUAAUACAAAUGAAUCAAUAUAUAAUAUUGGAUAUUUACUUCUUUAUCAACCUUAUACAGCAUUUUUUCUUUAUUUAUUACUUGAAUUUCUUAUUUAUAUAUCAUCAAUAACAUUUUAUUAUUAUGCAUAUAAUCGUUUUAAAUAUCAUGAAAAUAUUAAUUAUAAAUCAUCAUGUUAUGAACGUUGUUCACAUUAUUGUCCAAGUUUAAUUGCAAUUAUUAUUUUAUUAUUAUAUACAUCAUGUAAAAUGCCACUUGUACAUGAUAUAUUUUUACUUUAUAUUCAAACACGUUUAAGAAUUUUAUUUAUAACAUUUAUUUAUGAAAUUGUUCAUGUUUUACUUAUUCUUUCAUUAUGGAUUUAUUUAACAACAAAAAUUGAUUGGAAUUUAAAAAAUCAAAAUAAUGAACAAAAAUUAUCUUCAGUAUUAAAUCAUGGUUUAACUGUAAAAAAUACACCAAUACAAGCAACAGCAAUAUCUUUACCAGAAUUAAAUGGUAAUUAUUCAUCAACAGAUAAAACAUCACGAAGAUUAUCAGAUAAUAUUUAUCAAAAACCUUAUGAAAAAAUUCGUAUCGUUCAAUCAGAAAUUUAUUAUCGUAAUCAUCCAAAAAAUUGGAGUUUACCAUUAAAUCAACAAUCAACAAUGAUGGCUACAUUUGAUAAUGACGAUGAUGAUGAUGAUGAUGAUGAUGAUGCAAAUAAUAUUGUUAUUCGUUCACCAUCAUAUCCCAUAAAUCAAAAUAAUGAAUUACAAUAUCGAGAUGCAAUACGAAAAACUGUUUCAAAUCUUUAUAAACUUCCAAAUAUAAACAAUGAAGAAAAUUCAUCGAAAAAAGUUAUUUUACGAAAUAAUAUACCACCUAUACCACCUGCAAAACAUUUUACACAAGAACAAGUAGAAGCGGCAAGAAUGCGAGCUCAACAAAUGAUUCUUCAACAAAAAAGAUCAUCAGACUAUAUGCAACAUCAUCGUUCA